This is a messenger RNA of Lactuca virosa, 1553 nucleotides long. Lineage: Eukaryota; Viridiplantae; Streptophyta; Magnoliopsida; Asterales; Asteraceae. The record is from the annotation of a GenBank genome assembly.
ACGAAUCACUUGCUUUUGCUGUACAUGGAAUAAUAAAGCUAGUGAUUCCUUUUAGAUUCGUAGCAAUACAAUAUUUUAGGUAUUUUUUGAGGAAAUAGGUCGUAAAAAAGGUGUAGAGGAGAAUCAUACAAUGGGAAAAUCCUCUUUCAUUCUUUUUUUCACCCAUGCCUUUGUUUUUAUGGUGCCGGGUAUUUUAGCUAGGACCAUACAAGAUGAAGGAUCUGUUCUUGGAGCAAAUUCAACAAGGAGGGGCCUACAUACCGCAUGCGAAGCAACAAACAAAAUAGACAAGUGUUGGAGGUGCAAACCCAAUUGGGCAGAAAACCGUCAAUUAUUAGCGGAUUGCGCUCUUGGUUUUGCAAAGGGAACCACCGGCGGCAAGGGCGGAGAAAUCUAUGAGGUGACUGAUCCUUCAGAUGACGAUGCAGUGAAUCCAAAACCAGGGACACUUCGUUGUGGUGUUACCCAAAACAGACCUUUAUGGAUCAUCUUUAAGAAAGAUAUGACGAUUACACUCAAACAUGAGCUUGUAAUGACUGGUGAUAAGACAAUCGAUGGUAGGGGUGCAUGCGUCCAGAUCGCUAAUGGUGCUGGUAUCACCAUAAUGAAGGUCAAGAACGUCAUUAUUCAUGGGAUUCACAUACACCAUAUAAAAGAAACACCAGGGGGAGUGAUUAAAGAUUCAGAGACACAUUCUGGGCCAAGAGCAAAAAGCGAUGGUGAUGGUAUCUGCAUCUUUGGUUCUUCCAAGAUAUGGAUUGACCAUUGUACACUCGAUCAUGGUGCAGAUGGGCUUAUAGAUGUUACAAUGGGUGGCACAGACGUAACCAUUUCUAACUGCAUAUUCAACGAUCACGACAAAGUCAUGUUGCUAGGGGUAGGUAAUGAUCUUGAAAAGAACAUGAAAGUCACGGUUGCAUAUAACAAGUUUGGUUGCGGAUGUGUCCAAAGAUUGCCUAGGUGUCGAUGUGGUUUUACACACGUGGUAAACAAUGACUAUGACAAAUGGCAAAUGUAUGCUAUCGGUGGUACGGAUAAACCUACCAUCCUUAGCCAAGGCAACCGAUUUAUGGCUCCUGAUGACAAACAAUACAAACAGGUGACACGAAGGGCGGAGGCCACUGAGGCAGAAUGGAAGACAUGGAAUUGGAAAUCGGAACAUGACAUUUUGCUAAAUGGAGCCUUUUUCAUACCAUCAGGUGGUAAUAUACAACAUCCUCCUGAGAUGCUUGAAGUUGAGACAAAGAUACCCGUUGAGACACUCACCCGUUGUGCGGGCUUACUCAAAUGUACCCCUGGGCAACCUUGUUAAGCACCCAAAAAAAAAACAAUCAUUGAUAUUCUGAACACAAGAUCAAUGACUUUUAGUAGUGACCGAAAUCUGUAGUCAUUAAUUAAUGUAUAUUUAAAAAAAAAGUUUUAAGGAAAUGUUGUAGUUAAAUUUGAUCUUUUACUGACGGAAUAUAUUCAGUCACUAAAAGUCACUAUAGAUCCAAGAGUUAUAUGUAUAUGUUUUUGUCAUACGUAUAUAUAAAUCAAUGCAAACGUGUGAU